UGCUGACAGAGACUCAAGACUGACUUGUUUGGAUUCUCUCUAACUAUAAUAAAGAGACAAAACUAGGAGUAGAAGAGAAGCUGUAAUCCAAUUCCACCAUCUCUCUCCGGUAAAACCCCUAAAUUUCCUUAGGAUUAGCUUUCAGGUUGGUUGUCCAAAAAAAAGAAAAAAAAGCUUUCAGUUUUGGUUGUGUCUGACGCAUGGCUUCGGCUUCGAAGCGGAUUUUGAAGGAGCUCAAAGAUCUGCACAAGGAUCCUCCUUCACAUUGCAGCGCAGGUCCAGUGGCUGAGGACAUGUUUCAUUGGCAAGCAACUAUCAUGGGAUCCCCUGAAACCCCUUAUGCCGGAGGAGUAUUUUUUGUUUCCAUUCAUUUUCCUCGUAAUUAUCCUUACGACCCACCAAAGGUGUUUUUUAAGACUAUGGUGUAUCACCCAAACAUCGAUAGGAAUGGAAGCAUAUGCGUUGAUAACCUGAAAGAGCAAUGGACUCCCGCUAUUACCAUAUCCAAGGUUUUGUUGUAUUUUUGCUCGCUGCUGACUGACCCAAACCCUGAUGAUUCUCUUGUGCCGGAGAUUGCUAAUGUAUACAAGACAGAUAGAUCCAAGUAUGAGUCGACUGCGAGAAGCUGGACACAAAAGUACGCAAUGGGUUGAUCAGUUAAAUGUGGUCUGGUCUCGAUCGAGACAAGCAAUGGAACUCUGUUAUUGCGCAUGGAAAUAUAUAUAAAACUUAUUAACAAAGACACUGCAAACGGUAUCAUGUGAUUGUAAUCGUAAAACUUAGCUGUAACCUACUCUUCUUCUGUUCUGAUCACUAUUAGCUAUUAUUUAUUUC
Camelina sativa (false flax) is the source of this 834-nucleotide messenger RNA. RefSeq names its product ubiquitin-conjugating enzyme E2 11-like. The record is from RefSeq and is a predicted model, not a curated record. Lineage: Eukaryota; Viridiplantae; Streptophyta; Magnoliopsida; Brassicales; Brassicaceae.